AUGAGUAGAAGAGCGCCUACUUCUUUGACCCUAGCCCGAGCCGUGCCGCUUUUCUCCCUGUCUGCGGGCGCACUCGACCCAUUCGAGACGCUGGCGGUGGAUUCAUCGAGACUGCAGGUCCUGCUUGGCAACCACAAAGCCAGACAGGCCCCCGAGCCAGUCUUCAGUGUCGUGGAAUCCCUCGAAUUCCAGAAUUUCCGCGCCGUCUUCCGAACUGGAUUGGUCGAUCCCGCUCUUCUGAAUGCAGUCAUGCUUUCCUUUGCCUUCGCGGUGACGGAGGGCAGCAUUGACCGAGAAUGUCUUGGGUACCAGGGCAAGGCCAUCAGCUUUAUUCGCGAGAGGAUGAACUCUCUAGAUGAGGCUGCGUCGGAGUCAACCAUUGGGACCAUAUUGCUGCUGGCGGGGGUGGAGGCUCGCCUUGGGACGACUUCUCAGGUCCAGCUCCACAUGGGCGCUGUGCAGCGGCUGCUUGAGAUCUGUCGGUCAAAGGGCGUUUAUCUGACAGGCGGCAUCAAACGGGCCAUAUUCUGGCAAGACCUGAAUUCCUCCGUCCUAGCCGGGUCCCAUCGCAUAGUCGAUCACACAACCUUCGCCGAGCUUGAAUGGACAAGAGACCCAUUCUCUCCAAGCUUCUUCCGUCCGCCACCGGGGUUCCAGAGACUGUCACACCUGUUGACCAGAGAGCUCAUUGAAGUCAUUGAAGAUAUCAAUGCGCUACAAUGCAUUCGCGACGUCGUACCCCAGUCCAAAAGGGGUGAUGUGAUGAUGAUGGCAAACAUCAACAAUCACAUAGCAUCUAUCCAGUCCCGGCUUGUGGGCCUGCCGGCUCUGUCCCCUGUGUUGAAGUGCUGCCACCUUGCGGCGUACCUAUGCUCUGUCAUGCUGUGCUGCACUAUCUGGUGCGCUUUAGUAAUCCCCUCUCAUCUUUCCUCACAACUACUCCAGGCGCUGCAGCAGGCGAGGGACGACCCUGUAUGA
This is a messenger RNA of Anthostomella pinea, 978 nucleotides long. NCBI's taxonomy places the organism in Eukaryota, Fungi, Ascomycota, Sordariomycetes, Xylariales, Xylariaceae. The record is from the annotation of a GenBank genome assembly.